Molecule: messenger RNA, 2750 nt
Organism: Monodelphis domestica (gray short-tailed opossum)
Lineage: Eukaryota; Metazoa; Chordata; Mammalia; Didelphimorphia; Didelphidae
Gene: HABP2
Product: hyaluronan binding protein 2
Biological process (GO): proteolysis
Molecular function (GO): calcium ion binding; serine-type endopeptidase activity
Source: RefSeq, a predicted model, not a curated record
CAAGUAGUAGGUGGCAGCGUCUGAAUUUAAACCCGGGUUUUGUGCCUCCAAACUGAGCAAGCUUUCUGCUGAGCUCCAUUGCUUUCUCCGGGCACACGACGGUUAGCUGAGGCGCGCUCCCUGACUGAAACUUGGUUGGACUAUAAACUCUAGGAGGGCAGAAUCCUUAUCUCCUACUGAUCUGAUAUCCUCAACAGAGCAUCAUUUAGGAUGAGAGUUAUCCAUUAUCCCAAGCAUCUCCACUGAUUGAUCAAGGCUAAAUCCGCCUAGACUUAGUUGUACAGAUAGUAAAAGACAUCUGAAGAACUUCUGAAAGACACAGUAUACUGCAAAGAUGACUACCUGGACUUCUGGUCUUUCCAUUCUUCUCACCAUCUUGGUGGGGCAUGGCGCCCUUGGGUUUUCUUUCUUGACCUCGCUGCUGGAAAGCAUCGAUAGGGAUUGGACUCCUGAUGACUAUGAAUAUAGUGCUGAAUAUUAUGACCAUGAAACAUCUUCAAAUAAUGUAACUGAGUAUCAAGAUUAUGCCCACUGGUUUUCUACAGAAGAUCCAUGCCAGCCUAAUCCUUGUCUGCAUGGUGGUGAUUGUGUUAUAAAGGGAGACAACUUCACGUGCGAUUGUCCUGCCCCAUUCACUGGGGUGAAAUGCCAAACUGUACUCAACCCAUGCCAGAAUAAUCGUUGUGGCAAAGGAGAAUGUCUCAUUAUCCGGACUCCACCCUACUACAAAUGUGCCUGUAACCAUCCAUAUAAGGGUCCAAACUGCUCAAAAGUCAAUUCAGCAUGUAGACCAAAUCCCUGCAAAAAUGGAGGUGUCUGCAGGCGGAACAGGCGGAGAUCCAAGUUUACAUGUAGCUGCCCUGAUGGAUUCAAGGGGAAAUUCUGCGAAAUAGGUCCUGAUGACUGUUAUGAAGGCAAUGGCCUCAACUACCGGGGGAAAGUCAGUAAGACAAUUAGCCACCUCACUUGUCUUCACUGGAACUCUUACCUUCUCUUAGAUGAGGCUUAUAACAUAUUUAUGGAAGAUGCCAAGAAACAUGAUAUUGGUGAACACAACUAUUGCAGGAAUCCAGAUGGUGACAAAAGUCCUUGGUGCUUUGCUAAAUUAGACAAGAAAACAGUGAUUUGGGAGUCCUGUGAUGUCACUCCUUGUUCAUCCUCAGAUGUCUCUGAGUCCCCAUGGAAGCCUAUUGAGCUCACUGUUUCAAGUCAAAUGUUCAGCACCUGUGGGAUGCCAGAGAUAAAUGCAAAAAUCAAAAGGAUCUAUGGAGGUCUCAAGAGUAAUCCAGGCAAACACCCCUGGCAGGCAUCUCUCCGAAUGAUUCCACCAGAGACGAUCCCAACACCCAAAGGGCACUUAUGUGGAGGCGUACUCAUUGAUCCCUGUUGGGUUGUCACUGCUGCCCACUGUGUAAUGUUAAAAGCCAAGGAGCUAAGGGUUGUUCUUGGUGAUCAAGACCUGAUUAAGCCUGAAGUCAGUGAACAGACAUUUAAGGUGGAGAAGAUAUUUUCCCACCCAGAUUAUUAUGAUGACAGCGAGGUUCCCUAUAAUGAUAUUGCUUUGCUCAAAUUAAAGCCAGUGAAUGGCCAUUGUGCUCAAGAAACUAAAUAUGUAAAGACGGUAUGCUUAUCUGAGGAACCAUUUCCUACUGGGACAGAAUGCUACAUUUCUGGAUGGGGAAAGACAUCAACAGGAAAAGAGUCUCAACAUCUCCUGGAUGCCAACGUCAAACUGAUCUCCAAAUCUCAUUGUAAUGCACCUGACCAAUAUGAUAACUUGGUUGAUGACACCAUGAUCUGUGCAGGCAUACAGGGGACCGACUCCUGCCAAGGUGAUUCUGGUGGCCCUUUAACCUGUGAAAGGGAUGGUAAAUACUAUCUCUAUGGGGUUGUGAGCUGGGGCUUUCAAUGUGGAAAAAAACCAGGAGUCUAUACUCUAGUCCCCAAGUUCCACAGCUGGAUCAAAGAUACCAUUCGUGAAGAAUCUGAAUCAUUUAGAUGGUUCCUGAACUAGUAGCUGAUAGAGGCAAAAGUUACAGCACCUUCAUCACUCUACUCCUCUUCAUUACAUCAUUGCCUUGUUGGCCAAAGCUAAAACCAACAAAGAAGGUCCACUCCCAAGAAGCAAGCAAUCAGAGGAAGAAAGAACAUUGGAUUAAUCAGGAUUAGCCAAGAAACCUGUUUUAUUCCUGACUCUUCCAUUAACUAGCUGUGCUGGCCUUGGGCACGUCCCCUCUUGGGGUCUAAAAUUUCUUCAUUUGUACAAUAAAGGGGGGUGUCAUCAGAUUGUGUGGUCUCCAAGGUCCUUCCCAGAUAGAGCCAAUCAAUUUAAAAAGCUUCAAUGGGGCUGAAUAGACACAAUUUCUUAGUUUAUACUGAAUCUGUCUUGUCCUUCAUGACUCUCAAGCUAGCAUUUUUACAAUAGUUCUUCACACCUGCUCCUGCCCCCUCCCCAAUUGUCUUCUAUCAUUUCCAAGAGAAUCAAGGAAAAGACUACAAGUUCAUUUGGAUUGUUUCCUUCAGUUCAUAUGACUUUGUAGUCUGGAAAUCAGCAUUCUUAGAGCACAGGUCCAACCCAAGAACAAUUAUAACACGGAUCCUUAGAGAAUGAACCAAAGUGACUACAGUCACGUCUGACAACCUUUAUUUACCAUCAUACAUGGACCAAGUGCUAGACAGAACCAAUGUUCAAUAUGGGAUAUUAAAAUAUUGAAUUGAAAAAUAAAGAUCUAUAUUUCAUUUCAUGAUAA